AUGAACGGCGACAGCCAGCGACCCACGCUUCCAAUGCCCGCAGCUGACGUGGCGCGUCCUUCACGUGUCAUUCAGGAUGCUGCUGUGCUCGCAUGCCCCUCCACAGCAGCUGCAAGCCACAGCGACACGGGGAGGCAGGGGAGCGGCGGAUCGUCCUCGUGUGGCGCCGCAGUAGCAGCAGCGGGUUCGGAUAAGAAAAGGGCGUCGAGUCGAGCGGGCGCCACGGCAUCUGAGCCUAGAAGCAGCACGAGAAGCGCACACGUGGAUCAGCGGCCGCUCACUGAAGCCUCUGCUGCUGCGUCGUGCGACGCGGAGCCCAAUGCAAGUACCACUGCGCAGCAGCGCGCCGAGCUCGCGAGCCAGAUCGACCUGGGAUCGCCGCAAAGCACCAAUUGCGGCGGCAGCGCAUCGUCGGCGAGCGCGGGUGCCGUCUCCGGGAGGGACGGCGUGACGCAACAGGCGGAAACAGGCAGCGGCGCGGCUUGUAUCUGCCGCGCCAAUCGUCGUCGGCGGAAGUGCGCCCUUCCGCUUACAUCCGCGGACGAGGUGACGGGGUCCGACUACUGCUACGCCAGCCACGUGGGAUUCUUCGACACGCCCCCCGCAUGCGUCUGCGCGCGCGCGGAUUCCCCGGGCGGAAUCGAGCGCGCGGAGCGGUGGGACCGGUGGAUGGACGGCGCGAGCCUCGUGGCGCACAUCACGCCGUUCGCCAUCGUCGGGCCCUCCCAUUUAUCCCCGUCCCGCUCCCCUCCGCGCGCGCAGGUGUGCAUUCAGUUUCUAUUGGACGAGCUAUUCGGUCCGAACGUGGCGCACGUGACGGACGACGCGCUGACGGUUUUCGUCGACCUGCCCGCCAACAUGCUCGGCGCGUUCCUCCUCGGCCUCUCCGCCGUCGCGCUGCUCCCCGCGCUGCUCGCGCGCUCGCGCCACCUCGCCAUCGCCGUUGUCGUCGGGCUGUGCGGCAGCAUAUCAACGUUCGCCACGUGGAACCAGCGCAUGGUCUCCAUCGCCACGGCGGGGCUGUGGGCGCGCGCCGCCUUCGGGUACUUCACCGGCUCCGCGCUCCCCCUCGUCGCGCUCGUCGCGGGCGUCGACGCGGGGACCGCCAUCCGCCAAUCCUCCGCCUCCGCGCGCUUCUCCCCCGCGUCCUCCCUCCUGCCCUGCACUCUUCCAGGCGCUAAGGUCCCCGCGCCUGCUCCGCCAACCGAUCCCCCCCACCACCGCCACCACAUGCUCCCCAUGCUGCUGCUCUCCGCCGCCAUGCUGCUCCUCGCGGGACUCUGCGCGCUGCUGCUCCCCCCAACCUCGCACAAGUGGCGCAUGCUGGCGUGCGCGUGCCUCCUCGCCCCCUUAGGCACCCACCUCCGCUUCCUCCUCCUUCACUUCAACGGGGGAUCUUUCCCUCUCCGCCUCCCCUUCCUCCCCUGCGCCCGUUCCCCCCCUUCCGGGACGGAAACGGCGCUGCUGGCGGAGGGGGGGGAGGGCGCGCGCGCGUGGGAGUGGAUGCCGUGGGGCACGUGGAUGGCGAACGUGGGGGCGGCGGCAGUGGAAGCUGUCAUCUCCAUCCUCUUCCUCACGGUGCGCCCCUGCCACCCCUGCUAUUCCUCGUCCUUCUACCAGAGCACAGCGAGCGAGGUGGCAGUGGGGGCGAUGCAGCUGGGCUUCCUGGCGUGCCUCAGCACCGUCUCAAUGCCGUCCCUAGAGGCGCUCUACCUGCAUUACACGCUGCGCUCGCCCGCCAAGGCCUACGCCUACGCACUGCUCACCAUCCUGCCCUCCUUUGCCCUCGGCCUGCUCAUCUACUCGCUGCCCUGCUGGCUCAACGGCUUUGACUCCCUCUACAAUCACGUCGGCACCUCCCUGUAA
This is a messenger RNA of Closterium sp. Naga37s-1, 1866 nucleotides long. Lineage: Eukaryota; Viridiplantae; Streptophyta; Zygnematophyceae; Desmidiales; Closteriaceae. The record is from the annotation of a GenBank genome assembly.